Dama dama (fallow deer) is the source of this 1137-nucleotide messenger RNA. RefSeq names its product KAT8 regulatory NSL complex subunit 2-like. Gene Ontology annotation, cellular component: NSL complex. Lineage: Eukaryota; Metazoa; Chordata; Mammalia; Artiodactyla; Cervidae. The transcript has a single exon. The annotation marks the transcript as partial. The record is from RefSeq and is a predicted model, not a curated record.
CCUGUUAACUCUUUACUCUGGUCUAAUGGAGACAGCCCUGGACUGAAAGUGAAGGACCCAGUCUCUAGUUAUAUUUGUCAGGACACGAAUCAGGUUCUCUUCAAAUGCUGCCAGGGAUCUGAAGAGGUACCCUGCAACAAACCAGUUCCUGUAAGCCUUUCUGAGGAUCCUUGCUGCCCACUGCAUUUCCAGUUGCCUCCUCAGAUGUAUAAGCCCAAGCAGGUACUGUCUGUGCCAGACGAUCUGGAAGCCGGCCCCAUGGAUCUGUACUUGAGUGCUGCCGAGCUUCAACCCACUGAGGGUUUACCUCUGGAGUUCAGUGAUGAUUUGGAUGUUGUGGGUGACGGUAUGCAGUGCCCUCCUUCACCCUUGCUUUUUGAUCCUUUACUAACCCUUGAAGAUCAUCCAGUCAAAGAAAUUGCUGAAGGCCCAGUGGAUAUUUUGGGCCAGAUGCAGAUGGCUGGAGAUGGGUGCAGAUCACAGGGACCUCGAAAUUCUGAGAAAGCCCUUGCACCAUUGCCUCAGAGUGGAGUGGCUACUGCAAAUGGGAAGCCAGAACCCUCUUCUGUUAGUUGAUGGCUUGUUCUGGGAACCAGUUGACUUUGGAGGAUUUGUAUUUCCCAUUCUUUCAACAAGUAUUUCUGACCCAUCUCUCACUAUAAAUGACAACCCAGACUACCUUGUUUUUCUUUUGGGUUAUCGAGUGCUCCAGUCAAACAAAUGUUGAGGGCAGGGACCAAUUGUGUGUACAAGCUGUGGAUGUCUUCCCACUCCAUGCAAGGGGGAGAGGUAGGUGGUUCCCAUCAGAGCUGCUGGGAUUGAGAGUCUUGGAGACUGUGCCUAAGGGAAGAGAGGUUUUUGUAAUGCUGUUUCCCAAGUCUUGGGAUGUUGAGGGACCCAGUGGUUGGUUAUCUCUGUCUAGCAGCCUGUAUUUUAGCCUUUCCUCGCCUCUCAUCCUUAUUGGGUACUCUGAAGCUCCUCUCCUCAGUGAAUUCUGACCCAUAGCCUCUGAGAAAAUAGCCCACAGGACUGGGCCUUGCUAAACCAUCCAUCGUGCUUCUAACCUAUGUAAAUUUCUGUAGUGGCUAUCUUAUGUAAGAUACAAUAAAAAUUAUUGUACAUAAAAAAAAUAGAUAA